AUGCAAGAAGUCGUCGCCACAAGUGAUGUGAGGGGGAAGUCGUAUGAAAGGCAGGCAUUGACUGAGAGCCCAGUGAUGGUGGACAGGGAGCUACCGGUAUUCACCGGUGGAUGCGAUGCACCGGACCUAAGGACCAUCCCAUCGACACGUCGACCGAUAUAUCAGAUAAACAGUAUAUACCGGACGGACAGUCAGACCGGACAGUCCUCUGCCGGGCUAUCGUCCACCGGAGCCUCAGACGAAUACAUCACUAUUAGACCACCGCAUGAACCGGAGCUCACAAACAGCCGGUGCUCACGACUGGCCACUACCUCAGGGCUCAUCGGCACUACUGCCGACACCACCACUCAUACCGACGCCAAUGCCAUCACUGGAUCUUCUGGUGACUUGAGUGCAGACAACAGAUUUGUUUUAGGUUUGGGUCACCUCAAGAGCACAUCCCGUGUCUGCAAGUUAUGGCAGAACUGUUGCGACCGCGAAGUCCGCUAUCGUUGCCAUCGAGUUCUUGUGGACCAUCUGUUCUACGGCUUCGCCAUCGAGUCGUCGGUGUCUUCUGACGCGGACGCCAACGACGACACGGAGAACAAGCCGUUUGUCUUAAGCGAUCGCCAAUCGGUGGUCAAACGGCUGUGCGAUUACUACAAGAGUGACAUCCAAUUGAUCCCACAAUUGGUGGUUAUGUUUAACGCGAAGCUGAGUCGCGAGGAAGGCUGGUAUGCGGCGCUCAAAGUGAACGCUUACCGCAAAUAUCUGCCCAAAGACUGUCUGUUCAUUCAUUUGGAGACUCAGACGAUAAUCGGCACUUCAGACCACAACCGGUGUCCAUAUCCGGCCGCCAAUGGUUUGGCCGGUAUAUCACACCUAUUGCUGUCGAGGAUUAGCGGUCUCGAGAUUGACGUCUAUUACGAUCAAGAGAUCUGUGAAUCACUGAAAGCUGAUCCCGACAUGAAAUGUAUUUUGUACUUCGAGUCCGCAAAAGACUACGACCGCAGAGACACUUCCGAUCAGUACUUAUGGCAUAAUUGCAAUCAUCACAUGUGGGAAGUGAUGAAACAAAUGGAGUUUAAGUUGGCGUUUGGGGGCACAAGAGUCACCGCCAUUGACGUCAGCGCUGGCUAUGAGUCGGCCGAAGCGGAGAAGCCGUUCGCAUGUAUUGCAAUCCGCGGCCCAAAUGUGAGCGCCUGUAGUAUCGAAAUGAAGACCGGAAAUCUCGAGUCCACUGAACGCCUGUUAACUGAAUUCAAGUCGCGGCUCGGCUUUGAUGCGGACGACCGGCGACUGUCCACUACUUUUGCGUUUGUGUUUUGCCGUAUAAUACCCUACCGUUUCAACCGUUACUGUCAUUUCAAAGAAGGCGAGUCCUCUCAACUCAUUCAUCGGAUAUUCCCGAACGUGAUAUUCGCGGGCGCUAUCAGUGUCAUCAACUUCGGACAAAACUACUGGCCCGGUAUGCCUGUCCCCUCCCAUGAGGAGAGCAACUAUAAGACAACACUCUUUGACAGCACUAUCAUUAUGUCUAAUGAGUCGAUAUCUGGGGGCGAAUACGAGGAAUGCGUUCACAACGAACCCAAUCACAGGAUUGCCGACAAUUACGAGUUGUGUUUAAAGCAUUCAUUAGUGAAUAAUUACUUAAUAAUGGAGAAUAUCUUCAAAUGGUUAGAGCCCUCGGAACUGAUUAAAUGCUCGCAAGUGUGCAUCAAAUGGAAACUUAUUUCACAACUAAUUGCAUAUAAACGGCAAUACUUUUCGCAUAAAUUGCUUUAUUUCGGUCUAUUAUCGACACAAUCGGCGCAUACGUUGAGAGAUAAAUAUCUCAAUAUAUUCAGAGAAAGUUUCGAUGAGGCGAUCGAUUCCUAUAAUAAUUAUCUGUCGAGGAAUCGAUUGAAAGAAUUCCAGUUGAUUAUUGUCUUCUCGAAACUGGAUUUCCAUCGAAUGGAAGACUUUCUGGUUCGCCAACACAUACCUAACGACUGCACUAUUAUUCAAAUUAAUUGCCGCAACGAAGUCAUUGGUACUCAAGAGCUGAUCGAUCAUAAGUAUUUGGGUGCCAAUCAGUACGUGGAGUACGAGUCCGACUUUGACUUGUUGUCUGCGAUUUCAGCCUUUUUUAUGUCGAGAGCGAUGCCCGGCAUUGAAGUCCACGUCUAUAACGACUCCAAUGUAUUCCACAUUAAAUCCGAUGAGAAUCUCAAAUGUAUUCUUGUGUUUCAUAUCUGGCGAUCAUUUUUCGGGCAUUUUAGUCGAUUGAAAACUGAUAAUCAGUACCUCGAAUACCUGGAACAGUUUGUUCAUCAAUGCAAUCAUAAUAUAGCGUUCGGUGGGGUGACUGUCGACCGAUUGGCCGCCUCCCAGGCCACAGACACUGAUAAUUGCAACCAAUAUAUUGAUUAUAUCUGUUGUCUCACAUUUUCGGGCUCUAAUGUCAAGGCAUUUAGUUAUGUUAUAGACUUCAGCGACACUUAUAUUGAAUCUCAUUUGAAAUCAAUUUAUGAGGAAUUGCAACAUAAUUUAAGUCAUAAGAUUGAAACCACGGAUUGA
Molecule: messenger RNA, 2538 nt
Organism: Oppiella nova
Lineage: Eukaryota; Metazoa; Arthropoda; Arachnida; Sarcoptiformes; Oppiidae
Source: the annotation of a GenBank genome assembly